Molecule: messenger RNA, 2068 nt
Organism: Cryptotermes secundus
Lineage: Eukaryota; Metazoa; Arthropoda; Insecta; Blattodea; Kalotermitidae
Gene: Dbx
Product: homeobox protein invected
Exons: 4
Coding region: 1-1512 (503 amino acids)
Biological process (GO): regulation of transcription by RNA polymerase II
Molecular function (GO): DNA-binding transcription factor activity, RNA polymerase II-specific; DNA binding
Source: RefSeq, a predicted model, not a curated record
AUGCUGAAAAGUUUCAAUGCGCCUGUGUUUAAUACAUCGCCAACAAUUAUGACAUCACCAUUUCUGAUGGACAACCUUCUGAAUACAAAAUUUGAACAUUCACAACAAAGCUCUCCUGGUAGUGAGAACAUCGGACCACGGAAACUGGUAGACAGGGAUUCGAGGGGUCUUCUUACAUGUCCUGUUCCACCUAAGAAUCCUGCAGGAUCUUCUUAUUACAACGGCAACGCAUCGCCAGGGACAAUCAACGAAAUAUUAGCUACUAAACAGCAUCAGCAGAACCAAUUAGAAUCAGCUCCUGGAAUAGUGACGUCAAGAUUGCUAAGUCCUCACCAUCAGGAAGCUCUGGGACCUACGGCCACGGCGUCCUUGACGCUCGGAAUCACAGCGUCUUAUUCGAUAGUUGCCCAAGACUCCCACGGCCUUCCGGCUAUGCUUCCGACGGCAAGGCGUCAUCAGCCAGCCAUCGUCACGUGUUCUUGCGGCGGUUCGGAUGAGUGUUGUGCGGCGAAACGGGACCUGGGACACUCCUUAGCGUACUACCACGGCCAGCCCGGCCACUGCGCGAGUAACGGCUGCUGCUGUUACGACAGGAGGAAUGACAAUACGUCACUGCGAGCGAGCCUCAAGCAGGACUCAACACCUUCACAAGCAAAGCCGAUCCUCAAAUUUAGUGUCAGCGCCAUUUUGGGAGCCGACGCCGUGAAAUCAACCCCUUGUACAGAUCCCCUGCUACAUGGGAACGGGCCACCCCUGUUCGGAUAUGCCGGUAUUGGAUCGGGGUCGAGUAUAGCCAAGCCGAUUCCUCGGCCGGCCGCUAUGUUCAACCCACACCUGCACACACUGCUGGCCUGUCGUCAUCCGUACCUCACAGUUUCUACACCGAACACCGGAGGAUCUGUAGGUCCCGGAGGCAGCUCCGGCGCACCAACUGCAGUCUUCCCCCUUCCAGGGACGUUCCCGUGGGCCAACAGUUCGCGUGGGAAGCCACGCAGGGGGAUGAUGCGCCGAGCCGUGUUCUCGGACCUGCAGAGGAAAGGACUAGAAAAGAGGUUCCAGAUACAGAAGUACAUCUCGAAGCCGGACCGCAAGAAGCUGGCGGAAAAGCUGGGUCUCAAGGACUCUCAGGUGAAGAUAUGGUUCCAAAAUCGUCGCAUGAAAUGGCGGAAUUCAAAAGAGCGCGAACUGUUGGCCAGCGGUGGGUCACGUGAACAAACUCUACCCAAUAAAAACAAUCCAAAUCCCGAUUUAAGCGACGCAGAAGGCGACAGGCCUAAGAUAGACCUUUCAGACCUUUCACCUCUAACCUCUCCAGAACUGCCGCCGCAUCACGGAUCACACAAAGUCGGGCAACAUGAUGAUGACGUUAUGUUGGACCACGAUGGGCAGUUGCUCGUGUUGGACACUUCACCUGACGAGAAGCAACUGUUGCGUCAUCAUGAACAGGACUUGGACGAAGAUUCGGGUGGGGAAGACGAGGAAGAAGACGAAGAGGAAAUUAAUGUCACGUGACAAGAAGAAUGAGUUCACAGGAUGUUGGCGAUAGUUAAAUAGCGACGGAGUCGCGUGGCAAGAUGGCGGAGUGGAGUCAUCGUAUGAAGAUGUCGUUGACGGGAUGGUGGGGUGCAUUGGAUAUUUGGUGUACUUCCAUGGACUCGAUGCUGUUUGGAGACGAGUUGAGGAAUUGUGCAGCAACGUGACUGUACCUCGAUAAUGUGGCUCUCGGCCUCCAUAUGCACUUUUAGCCCUGUGAAGUUAAUUCUUCACAGCAACAAUCAAAUAAAUUGACGAGUGACAGUUGUGCUGUCACGUGAAUAAAACUAAAUCGAUCAGCGUCAAUCAGAAUGUGUUAUCGGAACUUUAAGCUUCCUCUAACAAGUGCAUUAAGUUGCAUAAGUACAAGAUGUUAGCUUUGGUACACCGAAGUGUAUUGAGAUGUGAAGGUUGAAUGUGGAGGCUGCAGGCUCUUCCGAAAAGUUGGUAACAUUCUAACAGAAUUGAGAGUGUCAUAUUCCAGAAGACGGUAAUCUCCAGUGAAAUGUAUUGAUAGCAAAGACAAAAUUUAACA